AUGCGCGGCCUAAAUUUACUUAUCGACCUCGCCUUGGUUGUUGGCGCGCUGGGCAAGGCGACGACUAUUAGGAAGACUGGUACAAAGCCGACUGGUUAUGAAGUUGACUUCGUGUUUACACCGAACUCCACGACUCAUGCUUCCUCUGUCCUACUCGGCGGCUUUCCCUUUUUCUCAGACUCGUUGCAUGCAUCGUUAUCAAAGACUGACGGUUACUCGCCUUAUGAGUGGGGAUCAAACAUGUUUUCAAUGCGAAUGACCCCGGACUAUGGAAACGAGGCAGGCACUCUGUCAGGACUUGAGAUGAAACGAAAUGAGAAAACCGGUGACUGGGAAGUUACUGUUCCACUGCCAUCCGGCACUUGGCUAUACGCCUAUUAUCCCAAUUGCACGACAGGGAACUGGAGGGAUUGUGACGUGUCGAUUGUAGAUCCGUCUAAUCUACCCAUUGAAGCAUUUUCAGGCGAUCAACUUCUGAGUGCUAUUCAAUUACCGUUUGAUCCUGUAUUUCAGGUCAAUGAUUACAGCUGGCAGCUGCCGCUGCAAGAUGUCUCAAAAAGAGGGAAUGUCAGCUUCCACCGGUACCCGUCUCCAGGGUCAACCUAUCCAUAUCCAAAUAUUCAUGACGUGGGGAUAUACCUUCCCAAUGAGUAUGGAAAGAUCCCAAACAAGGGAUAUCCCGUCCUGUACCUUUCCAACGGUGGUCAAGGCUCGGACUCGGAUUGGUUUCAACAGGCUCAGAUUCAUAACAUUAUUGAUCGUCUGAUCGAUAGUGGUGAACUUGAGCCUACAAUCCUUGUGACCCUUAAUUGGUAUGACCUAGGUUUUACUCUGGAGGAAUAUCAGACAAAUGCGACGCUCCAAGCGGAAUAUCUAGAUGUUGUCGGAUAUUCUCGUUUUUUCAACAAAGUGCGUGAGAACCUUUUCUCCUAUUUGAUGCCCUGGGUAGAUGCCAACUACGCGGUAUCAAACUCUUCGUCUCGCCGCGCAUUUGGUGGCCUCGCCCUCGGUGGGACUCUCACCUACGCUAUGCUUUUCAAUGCGACCGACUACUUCUCUUCCUACUGUGUCAUGUCACCCACCCCCGGUCCUAAUGGCUGGGAUGGUCAGUAUGAUGCUUCUUUCAACCCAGAUUUACGCAAUGUCGGAAUUAUUACUGGGGCUGGAUUCUAUGACACGACAUUUAAUGCGGCGCGCGAUUGGGAGACAACGUUGGCUGAGCAGAACGUAACUUACCUGAGCCACUACAUCAUGAAUGGCGCGCAUCAAUGGAGCACCUGGCAGGAAAUCGCAUACAUAUACCUAAGGGAGGCAUUGUGGAAGCCUGUCCCAUAUGGCAGGAAGACGAGCCUUAAGCAGUUUAACUCUCUGCCACUGAGCGACUUUUGA
Messenger RNA from Penicillium malachiteum, 1389 nucleotides. Its product is annotated as alpha/beta hydrolase. The coding region runs from base 1 to 1389 and encodes 462 amino acids. The record is from RefSeq and is a predicted model, not a curated record. Lineage: Eukaryota; Fungi; Ascomycota; Eurotiomycetes; Eurotiales; Aspergillaceae. The transcript is spliced from 4 exons.